Molecule: messenger RNA, 1228 nt
Organism: Monopterus albus (swamp eel)
Lineage: Eukaryota; Metazoa; Chordata; Actinopteri; Synbranchiformes; Synbranchidae
Gene: smg9
Product: SMG9 nonsense mediated mRNA decay factor
Exons: 6
Coding region: 830-1213 (127 amino acids)
Biological process (GO): nuclear-transcribed mRNA catabolic process, nonsense-mediated decay
Source: RefSeq, a predicted model, not a curated record
UUGUUUCACGACGACCUCAUUUGCGAGACGGAUAGGGCACGUUUGAUUGACAACAAACAGAAUUUUAAACGGGUGAAAUUUCUUCACCUUUUUUAUAUUCGACAGCCGCUCCAACAUUGCAUUGUAACUUGUUAAGAUAGGAAAGAAGCGCUCUAGCAGACAGGUAUUGCUAAAAUAUUUAUGUCAGUCCAUAGUCAAGUGCUUGAAGUUGCUCUAUGACGAUACUAUCACCUAAAAUCUUUAAACAUCGACGAGAGCAAUGGCCACAUGAUUACUAAGUGUCAGUUUUUUCAUUACAAAGUAACAUUAUCUUUAGCUCGCCUAUACUUGUACUGGGGUCCCAUCCCGAGCUAGCAUUCUGUUGACAUCAGUUGUGCUAACGUUAGUGAAUCAAGUGCGUAGGGACAUGUCGGAGUCCGGUCACAGUCAGCCCGGGAUGUACGGGCAGGGACGCAGGAGGAGGAGACGCAGGGGAGACAGAGAUGCUGGACCUCCGGGGCAAAAUCUGUCCGGUCCUAGUCGGGAUCGAGAAUACCAACCGAGAGAACGAAGAGACGCGAGCGAGGACCCUCCAGGCCCACUCAUUCAGAAGACCCCCAUCAUUCUUGCAAAACCCCCUGGGGAAAGGGCCAAACCAAUACAGAAUGCACCUGUCAGUGGAGCUCCAGUCCCGGAGAAGCCCAUCAUGCUAAUGAAAGCCAGGGAUGAUGGAGGGAAACCAGGGACCCCACCAGAAGUGGCAGCUCAGCCUUCUGGUCCUGGGUCCUUCAAGACAGAGAGGGAAGGGCAGCGACCUACCCAGCUUGUAUACUAGAUCCAAAACCGAGGAAUGGGUGCUUCCUCGUCAAGUAGUGCUGUGGACCCUAUGGUUGGCCAGUCUAAACUACUCCCUCCGGAGAAGAUGAAGCACAGCAUUAAGUUAGUGGAUGAUCAGAUGAACUGGUGCGACAGUGCCAUGGAGUACUUGAGGGACCAGACAGAUAUGUUGGUGGUGGGAGUCAUUGGCCUUCAGGGAACUGGGAAAUCUACAAUCAUGUCACUGUUAUCUGCCAACACUCCCGAGGAAGAUCAAAGGAAUUAUGUAUUCAGAGCCCAGACUCAAGAAAUCAAGGAGAGAGGAGGAAAUCAGAGCACCGGGAUUGAUUUCUUCAUCACUCAGGAAAGAGUUAUUUUUUUGGAUACACAGGUAAGAAUGAAUCAAUGUGUAUACUGAGUAUUGUUGUCAUGA